Messenger RNA from Manis javanica (Malayan pangolin), 4454 nucleotides. NCBI's taxonomy places the organism in Eukaryota, Metazoa, Chordata, Mammalia, Pholidota, Manidae. The record is from RefSeq and is a predicted model, not a curated record.
GUUUUUUAGGAUCACAUUUUACAAAAGCACCAUGGAGUUUUAUGAAUCAACAUAUUUUAUUGUCCUUAUUCCUUCAGUAGUUAUUACAGUAAUUUUCCUCUUCUUCUGGCUUUUCAUGAAAGAAACAUUAUAUGAUGAAGUUCUUGCAAAACAGAAACGAGAACAAAAGCUUAUUCCUACCAAAACAGAUAAAAAGAAGGCAGAAAAGAAAAAGAAUAAAAAGAAAGAAAUUCAGAAUGGGAACCUCCAUGAAUCUGAUUCUGAGAAUGUUCCCCAGGACUUUAAAUUAUCUGAUGCCUUGGCUGUGGAAGAUGAGCAAGUUGUACCUGUUCCACUGAAUGUGGUUGAAACUUCAAGUAGCAUUAGAGAAAGAAAGAAGAAGGAAAAGAAACAGAAGCCUGUGUUAGAAGAACAGGUCACCAAAGAAAGUGAUAUGUCAAAGAUUCCAGGCAAAAAAGUAGAAUCUGUCCCAGUUACUAAACAGCCCACCCCUCCCUCUGAAGCAGCUGCAUCAAAGAAGAAACCAGGGCAGAGGAAGUCUAAAAAUGGAAUUGAUGAUCAGGAUAAAAAGGUGGAAACUCCUAUGGCACCUUCAAAAAAGCAAGAAUCAUUACCCCUCCGUCAAGAGACUAAACAAGAAAGUGGAUCGGGAAAGAAGAAAGUUUCAUCAAAGAAGCAAAAGACAGAAAAUGUCUUUGUAGAUGAACCUCUUAUUCAUGCAGCUACUUAUAUUCCUUUGAUGGAUAAUGCUGACUCAAAUCCUGUGGUGGAUAAUAGAGGGAUUUUUGAUGUGAUUAAACCUGACCAAGGAGAAGGAAUCCGCAAAACAGGGGUUAAAAAACUGAAGACUGAAACUGAGAAAGAAAAUGCUGAAGUAAAAUUUAAAGAUUUUCUUAUGUCCUUGAAGACUAUGAUAUUUUCUGAAGAUGAGGCCCUUUGUGUUGUAGAGCUGCUAAAGGAGAAGUCUGGUGUGAUCCAGGAUGCUUUAAAGAGGAUGGCAGAGAAAGAAAGAAGCAGUGUGGUUAUAGCAAGGAUGAAAGAUCGGAUUGGAACAUUAGAAAAGGAACAUAAUGUAUUUCAAAACAAAAUGCAUGUCAGUUAUCAAGAGACUCAACAGAUGCAGAUGAAGUUCCAGCAAGUUCGUGAGCAGAUGGAGGCAGAGAUAGCUCACUUGAAGCAAGAAAAUGGCAUACUGAGAGAUGCUGUCAGCAAUACUACAAACCAACUAGAAAGCAAGCAGUCUGCUGAACUAAAUAAACUACGCCAGGAUUAUGCUAGGUUGGUGAAUGAGCUGACUGAGAAAACAGGAAAGCUGCAACAAGAGGAAGUCCAAAAGAAGAAUGCUGAGCAAGCAGUUACUCAGUUGAAGGUUCAACUCCAAGAAGCUGAGAGAAGGUGGGAAGAAGUCCAGAGCUAUAUCAGAAAGAGAACAGCAGAGCAUGAGGCAGCCCAGCAAGAUUUACAGAGUAAAUUUGUGGCCAAAGAAAAUGAAGUGCAGAGUCUACAUAGUAAGCUUACAGAUACCCUGGUAUCAAAACAACAGUUGGAACAAAGACUAAUGCAGUUAAUGGAAUCGGAGCAAAAAAGGGUGACCAAAGAAGAGUCUCUACAAAUGCAGGUUCAGGAUAUUUUGGAGCAGAAUGAAGCUUUGAAAGCCCAAAUUCAACAAUUUCAUUCCCAGAUAGCAGCCCAGACUUCCGCUUCAGUUCUAGCAGAAGAAUUACAUAAAGUGAUUGCAGAAAAGGAUAAGCAGAUAAAACAGACUGAAGAUUCUUUAGCAAAUGAACAUGAUCAUUUAACAAGUAAAGAGGAGGAACUUAAGGAUAUACAGAAUUUGAAUUUCUUACUAAAAGCUGAAGUACAAAAAUUACAGGCCCUGGCAAAUGAACAGGCUGCUGCUGCACAUGAACUGGAGAAGAUGCAGAAAAGUAUUUAUAUUAAGGAUGAUAAAAUAAGAUUGCUUGAAGAGCAGCUACAGUGUGAAAUUUCAAGCAAAAUGGAAGAAUUUAAGAUUCUGAAUGACCAAAAUAAAGCAUUACAAUUAGAAGUUCAGAAGCUACAGACUCUUCUUUCUGAACAGCCUAGCAAAGAUGCUGUGGAACAAAUGGAGAAAUGUAUUCAAGAAAAAGAUGAGAAGUUGAAGACUGUGGAAGAAUUACUUGAAACUGGACUUAUUCAGGUGGCCACUAAAGAGGAGGAACUGAAUGCAAUUAGAAGAGAAAAUUCAUGUCUGAGGAAAGAGGUUCAAGAAUUAAAGACUAAACAAAAUGAUCAGGUUUCUUUUGCAUCUCUAGUUGAAGAACUUAAGAAAGUGAUCCAUGAAAAAGAUGGAAAGAUCAAGUCCGUAGAAGAACUUCUGGAAGCUGAACUUCUCAAGGUUGCUAAUAAGGAGAAAACUAUUCAGGAUUUGAAACAGGAAAUAGAGGCUCUUAAAGAAGAAAUAGGAAAUAUCCAGCUUGAAAAGGCUCAACAGUUGUCUAUCACUUCUCAAGUUCAGGAACUUCAGAGCUUAUUAAAAGGAAAGGAGGAACAGAUGAAUACCAUGAAGACUGUCUUAGAAGAGAGAGAGAGAGACCUAGCCAGUAGAGGGAAAUGCUUACAGGAUCUUCAAGAAGAAAAUGCAUCUUUAAAAGCUCAUAUUCAGGAAGUAGCCCAACAUAACUUGAAAGAGGCAUGUUCUGCAUCACAAUUUGAAGAACUUGAGGCUGUGUUGAAAGAAAAGGAAAAUGAAAUGAAGAGAGUCGAAACUAUUCUAAAAGAGAGGGAGAGUGAUCUUUCUAGCAAAACAAAGCUAUUACAGGAAGUAAAAGAUGAAAACAAAUUGUUUAAAUUCCAAAUCGAACAGCUAAAGCAACAGAACUAUCAACAGGCAUCUUCUUUUCCCCCUCAUGAAGAACUAUUAAAAGUAAUUUCAGAAAGAGAAAAAGAAAUAAUUGGUCUCCAGAAUGAGUUAGAGUCUUUGAAGGAUGCUGUUGAACACCAGAGGAAGAAAAACAAUGACCUUCGGGAGAAAAACUGGGAAGCAAUGGAAGCAUUGGCAUCAACUGAAAAAAUGCUGCAGGACAAAGUGAACAAGACUUCCAAGGAAGGACAACAACAUGUGGAAGCUGUUGAAUUGGAAGCUAAAGACGUUCUCAAAAAAUUAUUUCCAAAGGUGUCUGUCCCUUCCAAUUUGAGUUAUAGUGAAUGGUUGCAUGGAUUUGAAAAGAAGGCAAAAGAAUGUGUGGCUGGAACGUCAGAUUCAGAGGAAGUUACGAUUCUAGAGCACAAGUUAAAAGAAGCUGAUGAAUUACACACAUUGUUACAGCUUGAGUGUGAAAAAUACAAAUCUGUCCUUGCAGAAACAGAAGGAAUUUUACAGAAGCUACAAAGAAGUGUGGAACAAGAAGAAAAUAAAUGGAAAGUUAAGGUCGAUGAAUCACAAAAGACUAUUAAACAGAUGCAGUUGUCAUUCACAUCCUCAGAACAAGAGCUAGAGCGGUUAAAAAGAGAAAGUGAAGAUAUUGAAAAUUUGAGAAGAGAACGAGAGCACUUGGAAAUGGAACUAGAGAAGGCAGAAAUUGAACGAUCUACCUAUGUUACAGAAGUCAGAGAGCUGAAAGAUCUGUUGACUGAAUUGCAGAAAAAACUUGAUGAUUCAUAUUCUGAAGCAGUAAGACAGAAUGAAGAGCUAAAUUUGUUAAAGGCACAGUUGAAUGAAACACUCACAAAACUUAGAAUUGAACAGAGUGAAAGACAAAAGGUAGCUGGUGACUUGCAUAAGGCUCAAAAGUCGCUGGAUCUUAUCCAGUCAAAAAUUGUAAAAGCUGCUGGAGACACUACUGUUAUUGAGAAUAGUGAUGUUUCCCCAGAAAUGGAAUCUUCCGAGAAGGAAACAAUGUCUGUAAGUCUAAAUCAGACUGUAACACAGUUACAGCAGUUGCUUCAGGCAGUAAACCAACAACUCACAAAAGAGAAAGAACACUACCAGGUAUUAGAGUGAAGUAAUUGGGAUACUAUUCAUUCAAGGAUAACAGAAGGCAUUGUAUUAUAUUUUGCCAAAUUAAAGCCUUAUUUAUGUUUUCACCCUUUGUACUUCGUCAGAAACACUGAACAGAGUUUUGUCUUUUCUAAUCCUUGUUAGACUACUGAUCUAAAGAGAAAAAAGCAACUCUGUAGACACCUUCAGAGUUUAGUUUUAUAAUAAAAACUGUUUGAAUAAUUAGACCUUUACAUUCCUGAAGAUAAAAUAAACAUGUAAUCUUGUAUCUUAUUUUGCUCAAUAAAAUUGUUCAGAAGAUCAAAAGUGGUAAAGACAAUGUAAUAUUUAACAUUUUAAUACUGAUAUUGUACCUGUUUUACUUAACAUUUUGGGGAGUAACUGCCUCUGACUUCAAGAAAACACUUUUUUUGUUGCUAAUGUAAUCCGUUUUUUGUAAUGGCGUCAGCAAAUAAAGGGAUGCUUAUUAUUCAGA